Molecule: messenger RNA, 182 nt
Organism: Prorocentrum cordatum
Lineage: Eukaryota; Dinophyceae; Prorocentrales; Prorocentraceae
Source: the annotation of a GenBank genome assembly
GCCACGGGGAGCGCGAGGUCAAGCUGGAGGUUCUCGACGCGGUGAAGUGCAAGCUGGCGGGCAUCGGCAAGAAGGGCGGCAGGCCGAGGAACAAGGGCAAGGAGCUCAGCCUGGCCUCCGCCGAGUGCUGCGAGCUGGAGGCCCAGCUCACAGCCGCCCGCGCCGACCUCGCCAUCGAGGAG